Messenger RNA from Pistacia vera, 1487 nucleotides. RefSeq names its product RNA-binding protein 1-like. NCBI's taxonomy places the organism in Eukaryota, Viridiplantae, Streptophyta, Magnoliopsida, Sapindales, Anacardiaceae. The record is from RefSeq and is a predicted model, not a curated record. The transcript has 3 exons. The coding region runs from base 118 to 1188 and encodes 356 amino acids. Gene Ontology annotation, molecular function: RNA binding.
UUGGUGUUGUGAACUCUUGAUAUUAAUAUUAUCAAGAAACUUUCACUUUUCUUUUCUCUAUUCUCAGUUUCAUCUUCCUUCAAGGUUUGCUUUUAAGUGUUCUCUGUUUCAGAGGCUAUGGAUUUCUCUGAGAAAACAAAGUUGUUUGUGGGAGGUGUCUCAAGGGAAACUACUGAAGAAACACUGAGGCAACACUUCAGCAGUUUCGGACAAGUAGAGGAAUCUUUGAUUAUCAGAGACAGGCCUACUGGCAUUGCACGAGGUUUUGGUUUUGUUAAAUUUAGUAACCCUUUCAUGGCUAGAGAAGCCCUGCGGACUCAACAUUUUAUUCUUGGGAGAAAGGUUGAUGUCAAACCUGCAAACACUAAAAGUGAUAGGUUGGAACAUUCAAGUGUUUAUGGUAGUGAUGUGAAGGGUUAUACUCAAUCUAGUAAGAAGAUUUUUGUGGGAGGUUUGCCACAUAACUUAACCGAAGAAGAGUUUAAAGGUUACUUCGAGUGUUUUGGUAAAGUAACAGAUGUGGUUAUAAUUUUUGACAAACAAAAUCAAAGAUCAAGAGGCUUUGGUUUUGUUACGUUUGAUUUAGAGGAGGCUGCAGAUCAUGUGUUGCAGAAUAGUUUUUAUGAACUAAAACAUAAGAGGGUGGAGGUGAAGCGAGCCGAACCUAAAGAUAGGAAUGAAAAAUACGUGAACUAUUAUGAUUGUUAUAGUACUGGUUUGGCUUCUGGUUAUUCUAGCUAUUUUGGCUUUCAAGCUCAUCCAUAUUAUGAUUACUCUUACCCCCCGAAUGCAUAUGCUUUACCAAUUAUUUCAUCUACCCAUACUCCAUUUGGGAACCCUCGGUUUCAAUUCCAACAUCCUUCUCACUAUCAUCCUCCUUAUUACUUUGGUUGUAAUGGACUUUACAUGAAUGGUUGGCCAAGUGGAACUGUAGACUGGACUUGUCGUAAUGACAACUUAGUUGAAGAAUAUGAUAGUGGUACUAACAAUUCAAUUAGAGGUCGGAGAAGCGGAAACUUAUGUAGAAAUAACAAUGGCGGUGGUGAGAUUGAUGGUCCAGCAUGUUUGAAAGAUAGUUCUUCUGAUCAUCAAAGUGAAGGGAUUGAUAGUCAUCAAAAUGGAGAGAUUGAUGAUGCCACAGUUGAAAAAGUAGUUUUGCAGAGGCAAUCAUCCCAGAGUUCUUGUUGACACUCUUAGUUGUACAUUGGAUAAUCAAUCAGGUAUUUUGGUGUUUACCAAAUUUACAUAAAACAUAUACUCGUAUCGUAUGACAAAAGCUGCAAGGAAGGGUGAAAGCAUUUUCAGGAAAUGCGAUUGGCAAUAUUGUACAGAUAAAAACUACUUAGCUUUUGGUUAUCUAUCUGCCAUUUAGUCCAUACAAAUGGAAUGAUUAUGAACUUUGAUUAUUUGGUUGUGUUUCUUUCAUCAACUUAAUUUUUUAUUCUUCCUUUUCAUGCAAUUUGUGUGAUACAUGCGCAUAUUGAAGG